Messenger RNA from Magallana angulata, 2587 nucleotides. Its product is annotated as small conductance calcium-activated potassium channel protein-like. Gene Ontology annotation, biological process: potassium ion transmembrane transport. Gene Ontology annotation, cellular component: neuronal cell body; neuron projection; plasma membrane. Bases 886 to 2247 code for a protein of 453 amino acids. The transcript has a single exon. Gene Ontology annotation, molecular function: small conductance calcium-activated potassium channel activity; calmodulin binding. Lineage: Eukaryota; Metazoa; Mollusca; Bivalvia; Ostreida; Ostreidae. The record is from RefSeq and is a predicted model, not a curated record.
AGCUUCGAAAAUAAACCAUUUUCUCAUGACCAAUUCGAAAGUUCCUCUGUUCUUCAUCUCGAUCCAGAAAUAUCGUAUGGAAGAUAAAAGGAUGAAUUAUUAAUGCCGACAUUUUUAAAAGCAAUGCUCCAUAGCUGGCUGGGGCGUCGUUUGAUAGGUGGCGUACACGUUGAAAACAUGGAUACAGAUGACAAUUGAUGUUAAGUCGUUCGGAGACUGUCGAUCGAUCGAAGGGUAAAGGAAAAUAUAAACAAUGGAUAUUUCGGUUUCAUUUGACUGUAUCGAUUCCAUCACAGCAGAGCGAUCAUUUAUAAAAUAAUGUAGAGUGACAGCUUCGGUAAGAAAUAUAUCGCGAUUGGAUGCCUGAGAUUCGUGAAUGCAUUACGUUUCACAAAUAUAUGUAUGUAAGUAUAGAUUUCAUAAUGCUGGUGGUGGAAACGAUUUAUGGACUAUAAAACUAACAGCCGUCCGGAAAAUGCAGUUUUCGGAAACACGAUCCGGAUAACAAAAGUCUUCCAUUCGGAACAGUGGGCACUCCGGAGAUCGAGAGAACACGCGAGACAAAUUAUACAUGUAUAACGUCGAACGGCGGAACCAGAGGAAAAAUUCAAUAUUUUGUCAUAUGGCGGAGAAGUUUGAGGAUUGCAAUUUUAAACCGCUAUUAUAUUUCACGCUCGUGUGACUGUGAUGUAUUGUAAAAUCCAAAACCCUCUUCCUGUCUCUCUGCUGGAAAUUAUUUGCAAUAAUACAAAGGAUGCAUAUCCGCUUAUUCGAUUUCUGUCCGGAAAAUGAGGAGGAUUGGAAUAUUAUAUCUAUCAAUAGGUAACAAAUUCUAAUCUAUUUUAAUUUGAUAAUAUAAUACAGUGAUGGUGAACUAUUUCUGAAAUGAGUUCUACAAGGGAAAAUCCCGGUAUUCCACUAGUGGGAUUAAAUGGAAAACUCAAGAAAUAUAAAACGCUGGAAAAUGAGGCAGGGGACUCACCCCCGGGCCGAUUUGAGACGGUGGGUAGCAGACUCGCCAGACGCAAAGAACUGUUCGUCAAAAGGAAGCGUUCAAGUGACGUGGCUUUGAUCUUUGCUCUGUUUGGCAUCCUGUUAAUGGUAACACAGACGGAACUGACGGCCGCCAAAGUCUACCACCGGUCCUCCCUCCCCUCCCACCUAAUGAAGAUGGCGAUCACUGCCUCCACGGUGGCGCUGCUGAUUUUCCUGGGGAUAUACCACCGGUUGGACAUCCAGCUCUUCAUCGUUAACAAUUGCGUGGAUGACUGGAGAAUACCGUUGACCGCGCGGAGAAUUAUACAGAUUACGUUCGAAAUCAUCGUGUGUUCCAUCCAUCCAAUUCCAGGCGAUUUCGACACCACUUGGCCCGCCACUGUGGCUGAAGGGGAGCACUACCGCAAGCUUCGUGUUCCCCUAGACACUAUUCUUGCGCUACCGAUGUUUCUACGACUGUUCCUCGUGUGUCGGUUCAUAAUGCUACACAGCAAACUGUACGAAGACGCUUCGUCGCAGAGUCUUGGAGCUCUGAACCGAAUCCACUUCAAUUUCAGGUUUAUAUUCAAGUCCCUCAUGACUAUGUACCCUGACUAUGUGCUAACUAUUAUCAUGAUUGUGUCCUUUUUAAUAGCAAGCUGGGUGCUGCGGUUGUGUGAGAUGAGCGACACCGCGGAUGAAUCUGUGCAUUCGAAUUUGCUCAACACAAUGUGGCUGGUGGCGAUUACGUUUCUUUCCGUAGGAUAUGGGGACAUAAAGCCGAGUACCUACUGCGGGAGGGGCAUUGCCGUGAUCACGGGUAUGAUGGGGGCGGGAUGCACUGCUCUGGUCGUAGCAGUCUUAGCCAGAAAACUAGAGCUUAGUCGCAGCGAGAAGUACGUCCACGACUUUGUUCUCGACGUCAACCUCGACAAGAGACUGAAAAACGAGGCCGCCAACGUGAUGAAAUCCGGCUGGUUCAUCUAUAAGUUUCGCAAACUUAAGGCAAAUUCUUCCAUGGCGCUGUCUUACCAGACAAAGUUGCUGGAGGCUAUUUAUAACAUUCGCCAAAUCAAAGCUGCACAACGACGUCUUGUGGAUGCCUCCAUUACUAUGACGGAGGUAAACAAAACUCAGAACGAGGCAAGUAGGUCAAUAGAGAUUAUCCGGUGUAAACAGCUAACUUUGGAGGAAAAAGUGGAUAAUCUAGAGUCCAAAAUCAUGUCCCUUCAUGACAAGAUUAACGCUAUUCUAAAAAUUUUGAAAGAAUGAUGGUACAUGUAUAAUCACACGUUCAUUGUGCGAUUUUUUUUUUAUACAAAUGCUUCUUUAGAUAUAAAACUCAAUGCUUUAAACGCCUAACACCACAUUUAGAGAGAAUGUAGAGAGUGGAGAUUGGAGCACAGAUUCUAGCUUUAGUGUAUUGUGGUGGUGUGUAUAGAAAUGUGAAAAUAGCUCAAAAGCUAGACUAGGUUAGGAUUUUGUUUUGGUAUUUUCCUUGUUAACAUGCAGAUGUGAAAAGUGUAGAGAGCCAUGAGAUAUAAAUAAUUAAGAAAGAUUUGUACAAGAUAUGUUAUUCUGAAUUAAACUACAAGUUAAAAAUGUUUAAUAA